Eupeodes corollae is the source of this 2122-nucleotide messenger RNA. RefSeq lists its product as uncharacterized. The coding region runs from base 63 to 2003 and encodes 646 amino acids. Gene Ontology annotation, cellular component: plasma membrane. The transcript is spliced from 8 exons. Gene Ontology annotation, biological process: iron ion transport. Gene Ontology annotation, molecular function: copper ion binding; oxidoreductase activity. The record is from RefSeq and is a predicted model, not a curated record. NCBI's taxonomy places the organism in Eukaryota, Metazoa, Arthropoda, Insecta, Diptera, Syrphidae.
AAUUAUUUCAUUUAACAAUAAAACCCGUUGACAAUUGUAGUGCUAUUAUUUUAUUAAACAAAAUGCUAAAAAUAUUCGGAGUGGCUUUGUGUCUUUUAUUGGGGAUUCAAGUCAUCGCAGCAAAAACCGAGAAAUACGUGAAUGUGACCGCAAAUCCAGGUGAACUCUGCAACAGGGAGUGUGUUGAAAAUGACCGCCGAGUGUGCUAUUUUAAUUUUGUCUUGGAACAUUACCAUGCCAUGGGCAGUGCAUGUAAGAGCUGUGGUCAAGGAGUAGUUGAAGAUUGCGAUCAUCAUCAAUGCAUAGUUGGUGAUGGUACCGAAAAAGGUGUUAUGAGCAUCAACAGAAUGAUCCCUGGGCCAGCAAUACACGUUUGCAAAGAAGACAUGAUUAUAAUCGAUGUUGUUAAUAAUGCUCAUGGAACGGCAGCUGCUUUACAUUGGCACGGGAUGCAUAUGCGUAAGACACCUCAUAUGGAUGGAGUUCCAUACACAACACAGUGUCCUAUUCCUUUUGCUUCGACUUUUCGAUAUGCGUUUGAAGCUACGGAACCCGGCACAAAGUUUUACCAUUCUCAUUCAGGACAUCAUAAGUCAAAUGGUCAGUAUGGUGCUUUCGUCAUUAGAGAGCCGAAACACCUUAUCCCGAAUUUAAAGGAGUACGAUUAUGACCUUCCGGAACACUACAUUUUGCUGUCAGAUUGGAAUCAUGGAUACGCUGAAAAUAUAUAUCCCGGACUAGUUUCGUCGCUUACUUUACCCGAGUCAUUAUUGAUCAAUGGACGUGGUGCUUUUAUUGAUCCAAAUACACUUCAAAUUAGAAACGUCCCCGUUAGUAAGUUUUUUGUGGAGCCUGGCAAAAGGUACAGAUUCCGUGUUAUAAACUCAAUCAGUCAUAACUGUGCAGUUCAGCUUCAAAUCGAAGGCCAUAAAAUGACAGUAAUUGCUUCAGAUUCAUCAAACGUUAGACCAAUGGAUAUAAACACCCUUGGCAUUAACUCUGGCGAAAGGUACGACUUCGUCCUCACAGCCAACCACACAAAAGGUGAUUUUUGGAUGCGAGUGAGUCCCAAAUCACCAUGUGCAGAAAAAAACCCAAUGGAUGGAUUUUCACUAUUGAGGUAUAAAACUGAUAAAAUGACAGCUGAUGAACUCAAGGCACCACAACCACCCUUCCCGAGUUUGAAUACGACCUACCCGUCAGACAUCAGACUUAAUGAUCCAACUGCGACUUGUCUGGGAGAAAGCACGAAUUACUGUGUUAGUGAGCUUACUGCGAUUGAUGCUGAUGAAGACCUUCUCUUUAGAACUCCAGACCAGAAGUUUUUCCUUUCGUUCGAUGCUUAUGUUCAAAAAAAUGAAGAUAUCUUCCGCCCAGGACAUUUUGGGCAUUUUAUGAAUCUAAUCGACAAUAUUACAUCAGUGGCUGCAAUUAAUGGUAUCAGCCUUGUUUUUCCUGCAUCGCCACCUUUAACUCAAUUAAAGGAAAUUGACGAAUCAGAGUUUUGUGACGUAAAUAAAAAACCAAAAAAAUGUGAUGGAAAGGCAAUGUGUACGUGUAUACAUCGACUCAAAAUUAAAAAGGGCAGUAUUGUUGAAUUGAUAAUUGUCGACGAAUCAACCAAUUUGGAAGGAAAUCAUCAUCCAUUCCAUUUGCACGGAUAUGAUUUUAUGGUCACUGGAAUGGGUCAACACCCCGAGGGAAUACCUAUGACUGUAGAUUUAGCCAAAAAAAUGGAAAGAAGCGGCGGAUUACCAAGAAAUUAUAGCAAUAAAAGGCCUCCAUUCAAGGACACUGUUUCAAUUCCAGGUCGUGGGUAUACGAUCUUGCGCUUCAGAGCUAAUAAUCCAGGAUUUUGGCUCAUGCAUUGUCAUUAUGAGUGGCAUCUGUCUGUGGGAAUGGGACUCAUAGUUCAAGUUGGAGAAGUUAAGCAGAUGAUUGCUCCACCGAAGAAUUUUCCAAAAUGCAGUAAUUAUGUUCCGAAGGUUAAGAUGAUUAAGUAGAAGAAUAUACUUUUUAUGUUUAACUGAAUUAUUGUUAUACGUAUUCUAAGAUUAUGUUAAAAUUAAUAGAAAUAAGAGCUUGCUUAAAAAUGAAUAAAUAAAUUUGACAACAAAAUACA